This is a messenger RNA of Trachymyrmex septentrionalis, 4572 nucleotides long. RefSeq names its product period circadian protein (gene per). The record is from RefSeq and is a predicted model, not a curated record. Lineage: Eukaryota; Metazoa; Arthropoda; Insecta; Hymenoptera; Formicidae. The transcript is spliced from 17 exons. Gene Ontology annotation, biological process: entrainment of circadian clock by photoperiod; circadian regulation of gene expression; negative regulation of transcription by RNA polymerase II. Gene Ontology annotation, molecular function: transcription cis-regulatory region binding; transcription corepressor binding. The coding region runs from base 300 to 3653 and encodes 1117 amino acids. Gene Ontology annotation, cellular component: cytoplasm; nucleus.
UCGCGGCGAGGAUCGAGUCUAGGCCGAGAGAGCCGGUGCCGGCGAGUCAGUCCGCGCGUGGAAACCGGCGAGCGUCAAACCCGCCCGCCGUCGCGCACCUCUGGAACCAAAACAGUCUCCACGCGAACGCCAUCCUCCUCCACUCCGUCUUGGUCCUCCCUGUUAGGUCCACGAUCAGAUUCGCAAGGGUGAAGGACAAAAUGAAUCGUGUACUCGUCGCGAGUGCGUGGUGAGGGGGCGAUUUUGGAGCGCGGAUUUCUUUUUAUCGAGGGAAAAUUUCGUAUUUUGAGAAGCGCAGAAUGGAGGAGGUAUCCGUGGACAAUACCAAGGAUUCGGGAUAUUCCAACACCUGCAGCAACAGCCAGUCGCAACGCAGCAGCGACAGCUCGAUUUCGAGGAACAGCAAUCGCUCCGAGAGCAGCGGUUACUGCGGUAGACGUCCUUCGACCUUCGCAUCCAGCCAUGAGGCACUACCACAACCGAUAAGCAAGAGAAAGGACAAGGAGCACAAGAAGAAGAAAUCGAAAGUGGUGGCUGCGCUUAACGCCAUCGAAGCGGAAGCCGGCCCGAAGACGGUGGUAAACGCGUUGCCGGAAGUCGCGUCGUAUAACACCGUUGCGCCGGUGAACGUCAUACUUGACAAGAAACCAGAAGAGGUAACCACUGUAGAAUUGGUGGACGCAACGGAUCCCGGCGAGCACAACGGCGGAACCGUCGCAGAUCCGGAAGCAGGACUUGCUUCACGGACGGUCCUCCUGGACGAUUCCACGUCUCAGGCCAAUGAUGGAUUUUGCGCGGUGAUUUCAAUGCACGACGGUCUCGUGCUGUAUACAACUCCGUCGAUAUGCACCGCUCUCGGUUAUCUCAAGGACGCCUGGAUUGGCAAAUCUUUCAUCGAUUAUGUUCAUCCAAAGGACAAGAACACCUUGGCCGAUCAGAUCACCAGUGGCAUCGCGUCGCCGCCGGAAGGAGAACGAUCUAAGGGAAUCAAUGGCAGAAGGGCGAGCUUGUUCUGCGGUUUGCGGAGGUUCACCAGGUGCACCGAAAUGCCGAAUGGAUAUCGAGCAGACGCCCGAUCGAAUCUGUACUUGCCUUUCCACCUGACUUUGUCGUUCCGGGACUUGCGGGACCGAACGGCCGAGCAACAGCUCAGCAACCGAGCUAUGUUCCUCGUAGUUACCGCUCAACCCGUCCAUUCCGCAUACAAAGCGCCAGAAGAAACAAUAAUAUCUUCGGUAUUCACGACCCGCCACACUGCGACGUGCCACCUAUCCCAUGUUGAUCCCGACGUAGUCCAAUAUUUCGGCUAUCUACCACAGGAUAUGGUUGGCCGUUCGCUGUUUGACUUCUACCAUCCCGAGGAUCUACCUUUCAUCAAAGACAUCUAUGGGACUGUGAUCAAACUCGAAGGCUCCUCCUUCAGGUCGAAGCCGUACAGGUUCGCCGUGCAGAACGGGAGCUGCGUCGUCCUCGAGACCGAGUGGUCAUCCUUUAUCAAUCCCUGGACGAAAAAACUAGAGUUUGUCGUAGGUCAGCAUCGGGUGCUCAAGGGACCAAUGGAUCCGGACAUCUUCCGCGUACCGCGCGAUACCGAGCACAGCUACCUGGCUAGCAUUAGUGAGGAAGUGCUGAAGGAGGCCAAGAUCAUCCAGGGUGAAAUACGGGCGCUUCUUGAUGAGAGCAUCCAGAGAACGUCAGAUAUAACCGAGCUCGACGUGUCAAAGCGAUGUAAGGAUCUAGCAUCCUUCAUGGAAAAUCUGCUGCAGGAGAUGAAAACUCCCGGAGUCGGCAAGGAUGGACUGCUCGCGGCGGACGAACUCAGGAGCUUUUCGGGAUCACGAAAUCCCUUGUUGCAGGAGCACGACAGCGUGAUGCUCGGUGAGAUCUCGCCCCAUCACGAGGACUACGACAGCAAGUCCUCCACGGAAACACCGCCGAGCUACAAUCAGCUCAACUACAACGAGAAUCUUGAGCGCUUUUUCAAAAGCAAACCCUCAGUUGCGACCAUGUACGGCAGCGAUGAAGAGAACGUCAAUUCCAGCAACGACGAAGGCGCGCGAAAGUGUAUGUCGCCGAUAAACGGAAGCGGGGCGAGCGGCAGCGGUAGCGCAGAGAACCUGAGCAGUGGUUCCAACAAUCAAACAAGCUCUGCAAGUCGGGGUGACGCAUCCAACACCGCCAGCAACAGCAACACCACUGCGACGGAGAGCUUCAAGUCACCUACGCUGACGGAGUUGCUGUUGAAUCGCCACAACGAAGAUAUGGAGAAGAUGAUGAUGCAGAAGCAUCGGGAGCUACGCUCCAGCAUCAAGAACAGUGACAAGCUAAAAGACUCGCGCAUCAAGACGGAGAAGGUCAACGGUACGGACCAGAGCACUCAUUACGUUAGUCAAGGUCAUGGGAUCAAAAGGAGCGGCAGUCAUAGUUGGGAAGGUGAUAGCUUUAAGGUAUCGAAACAUGAUAAAAUCUUGAAGACAAGCACGGUAGGUCCAGCAAAUCUCACAACCACUGUCAGCAUGAGUCUCGAUCAAUCGACCGUGGUACAAACGGGGGCGAAUAUUAAUUUGUGGUCACCAUUGUCGGCUGUACCCUCUUCCGCACCAACUAAACCUUGCGUUCCACCUCAUAAUACUAACUCGGAGGCUGUACCCAGAUUUCCAUUACUUCUGUCAAUGAUACCGGUGUACUACACGCCGGUACCGCAACCCAGCGAGUCGUCGCAAGAGAAGCUUGGCCCACCUCCAUCAACGCAAUCGAGUCAACAAAAUCCUAUAUCUUACGUCGCGACGACGAUGGCUGGUGGGAUGAUCUAUCCGGCAGUGAUCGGCGCACCUUCACCACGUGCUAUGAUGUACCGACCCUUUCUGAUACCCGAGCAAGUACCGGCGGCAACACGCGAGAACCAAUUGCCAUCCAACGACAAGUGUCCGGAUCGCAAACGACCAGCCAGUCAAGCGACCAGCAUCAAGGCCGAGUCGGGGAGCACAAUGGCUAUGUCUGAGUCCUCCAAGAAGGUUCUAUCGCCCGGCGAAUUGUCUCCAUCAUGCGUGAGUAAUGACGGCGGCUGUUCGAGCAUGGUAGACCUAACGCCGGUGAUCAUAAAAGAACAUCGCCGGCUGACUGACUACAACGGGGAUGAGUCGAGCUCAUCCAGCUUCUAUAGUAGCAGCUUCAUAUACAAGAGUAGUGAUAGCAGCUGCAAUCCGGAUCAGAAGACAUGCGAAGUCUUUUCUGAGGAGCACACCAAGUGCCAUCAGGGAAUGCGAAGGAGGGCUCCACCCUGGCUAGAGGGCGUUCAACUGACACCGGAGUUGAUCUAUGAAUACCAGAUGCAUCCUGGAACACUGAACGAAGUGCUGAAAGCCGACUUAGACGUGAUGAAAACCUUCAGUCAACCGCUAUUGGUCAAUGAUCAACUGGGUCAGCUCUACCUGGACCUGGAGAUGGAAGGUUUCGGUACUGAACUUGUUCUCGAAGAUGGGAUUACGUCAAGCGGAAGCGAUAGCGGAAGCAGCAACAGCAGUUGGACUGAAUCGCAACGCAAACAGAGGAAAAGAAUGAUGAAAUACGGCAAGUUAGUGAUGAUCCAUGAGGAGAAUGCGCCUCUACCGCCUCCGUUACCAUCUCAGACUGUAUCUUGCCAACAUUCAUAGAAGCUGCGAUCGACCUGCUACGAAUAGUUCCAAAAGACACCCAAAGUUAGUGUUUGCUUCGUAAUUUGCGUUUUUUUCAAAUGGGUUCAAAAUCAAAUUAGAAUUCUUUAAACUAUUUGAAACAUCCUUAUCGAAAAUGUCACAAACAUGAAAGGACUUGUGUGUAUAAGCGACGAAUGAAAUGCACUCGGUGAAGGGCACGUGAUUUUAUCGAUAUUCGAGAAUAACACAAUCCCAGUUUUUACAUCUUUUUUGAAAGAUUCGAUUUCUAUUUAAGAAAUAAGAUGACAAUUAAAGUGGAUUACAAGUGCAUCAUGUAUUGAGAGACUAAUCGAGUUCUGAGAUAGAUUGAUCAAGGUACAAAGCUAAGAAAUGUUUUGAAGUUGCCUUAGCAGCUGGUAGCAGAGUACAUUUCCUAAGAUGUUUAAUGCGAAGUAGAGCUCAUUAUUAAAUACCUGUGAGAUUUCCAUGAGAUUGCACUUACAUUAUAUUUAUGUACGUGUUUCUCAGAGAUUCAGAAUCAUGAAUGUUCGCACAAUCACGGAUGUAGUUUCUAAUUGAAUCGUGAUUGAAUGAACGCGCGAUAAUCUUUAAAAAUAUUCUAUAGAAAGUAUAAUACGAUAUAAUUAUAAUAUUAACGCCCGACUAAAAAUGACUGGUUUUCUCGACGCGGUGCGUCGAAAGUAGCCUUUAUAGUAAAACAGAACAAGUGUAACGAGUGAACUCGACACAAUUUUUAAUACCGUCCGCGUAACGUUUUGUACACAUAUUUGCGUUAUAAAUAACUGCGAAUUGACCGAGAAAUUUGUACAGUCGAUUUUGUAUUAACUAGACGGAAAAUGCGUGCGAGGAUGGAAAAAAUACUUUUGAUAAAGUAAUUCUUGCGUAAUCUAUUGCUUUUUUUCUAUCGCUAUUUUCG